Messenger RNA from Nannizzia gypsea CBS 118893, 1023 nucleotides. RefSeq lists its product as hypothetical. The record is from RefSeq and is a predicted model, not a curated record. Bases 1 to 1023 code for a protein of 340 amino acids. Gene Ontology annotation, molecular function: ketoreductase activity. Gene Ontology annotation, cellular component: endoplasmic reticulum. Gene Ontology annotation, biological process: fatty acid elongation. Lineage: Eukaryota; Fungi; Ascomycota; Eurotiomycetes; Onygenales; Arthrodermataceae. The transcript has 2 exons.
AUGACUUUGUGUGAGACAAUUCACAAUUUCCGCGUCGAGCCACCAGCCGGGUGGGCGUCAAUUGCGUCCACCUUUGUUGCUGCGAUUGGAGGUCUUUUCCUUGCCUCGAAGCUGUUCAGCGUCUUUCGAGCUUUCUUGAGCAUCUUCGUACUCCCAGGAAAGCCGCUGCGCUCGUUUGGCCCCAAGGGCAGCUGGGCUAUGGUUACCGGCGCAUCUGAUGGAAUUGGCAAAGAAUACGCCCACCAGCUGGCGCGCGCUGGGUUUAAUAUUUUGCUUGUUUCACGGUCAGCAGACAAGCUUGCUGCAGUAGCCGGAGAGAUCUGCGAGAAAAAUGCCACUGUUCAAACCAAGACUCUGGCCAUGGACUUUUCCCAUAACGAUGAGGAUGAUUACGAGAAGAUGAAGAAAAUUAUCAGGGACCUGGAUAUCUCCAUUCUUAUCAACAAUGUCGGACUCAGCCACUCAAUCCCAGUCCCGUUCAUUCUUACUGACCCGGAAGAAAUGGAAGAUAUAAUCACCAUCAACUGUCUUGGUACUCUCCGCGUCACUCAGUUGGUUAUACCAGGUAUGGUGGAGCGGAAGCGUGGACUAAUUCUGACAAUGGGAUCCUUUGCUGGCCUUUUCCCAACACCUCUCCUCGCUACGUACUCAGGAAGCAAGGCAUUCCUUCAGCAUUGGUCAAGCUCGUUGGCUUCCGAGCUAGAACCGUAUGGAAUCACUGUUCAACUCACCCAGAGCUACCUCGUCACCUCUGCUAUGUCUAAGAUCAGAAAAACUAGCAUGGCUAUUCCAAACCCCAGAGAUUUCGUCCGUGCUACCCUCAGCCAUAUUGGGCGGAGUGGAGGAUUGUUCUCCUAUAGUUAUACCUCUGUCCCGUAUUGGAGUCACUCCCUGAUGGCCUGGAGCAUUGCCACCUUCCUUGGGCCUCUAAGUAAGACGGUCAUAGGUUUCAAUGGGUCGAUGCAUGAGUCUAUCCGUAAGCGAGCACUCCGAAAGAGGGAAAGAGGAAAGAAAGGAUUGUGA